Penicillium argentinense is the source of this 1284-nucleotide messenger RNA. Its product is annotated as cysteine protease ATG4. NCBI's taxonomy places the organism in Eukaryota, Fungi, Ascomycota, Eurotiomycetes, Eurotiales, Aspergillaceae. The record is from RefSeq and is a predicted model, not a curated record. Gene Ontology annotation, molecular function: protein-phosphatidylethanolamide deconjugating activity. The coding region runs from base 1 to 1284 and encodes 427 amino acids. The transcript has 4 exons.
AUGGCAGGAGUUGACCUGGAAAAGUGCAAGCGUAUCGUACAGUACUUCUGGGACCCAGAACCCAAAAAUGACACCGUACCAGAGGCCUCGAUCUGGUGCCUGGGGCGAGAGUACACGGUCACCCCGCCAGAAACCGAACCGAGUGCUGGUGAGUCCCAAAUCGCCACUUCGCAAGGCAGAGCUGCUAACAGUUUUCUUCCCCUCUGCACGAAAGAAGCAAAAAAUACAACCAUCGAAGGGCCGAAAAGCCCGAACGAGGGGAUCGCAAACACCUGGCCAGAGGAGUUCCUCGAUGACUUUGAAUCGAGGAUAUGGAUGACAUACCGCUCUCACUUCACCCCCAUCCCACGCAACAACACACCAGAGGCAGCGUCCUCAAUGACGCUGGGGGUUCGCCUGCGUAGUCAGCUAAUGGAACCCCAGGGAUUCACAUCAGACACUGGGUGGGGGUGCAUGAUUCGAUCCGGACAGAGUUUACUGGCGAAUGCGCUAUCGACCCUACGACUCGGGCGAGACUGGCGGAGAGGUCACUGGCCUGAGGAAGAAUCGAAAUUGCUGGCGAUGUUCGCAGAUCACCCGGAUAGUCCAUUCUCAAUACACCGAUUUGUCCAGCGCGGGGCCGAAUCAUGUGGAAAAUACCCGGGAGAAUGGUUUGGUCCAUCUGCCACUGCCCGCUGCAUCCAGAUGCUAUCGAAUGAAUGCGAGUCCCCCAAGCUACGGGUAUAUGUGACCAAUAAUACAUCCGAUGUCUACGAAGCGCAAGUGGCUGGCCUGGGCCGAGAUGAAACCGGACAGAUAAUGCCGGUCCUUAUUCUCCUUGGCCUCCGGCUGGGAAUUGAGCAUGUCACAUCGGUUUACUGGGAUGGACUGCGCGCCGCGCUACAGUAUCCGCAGUCGGUUGGAAUAGCUGGUGGACGUCCGUCAGCAUCUCACUACUUCGUGGGAGUCCAGGAUUCACACAUGUUCUUUCUCGACCCGCAUACAACCAGACCAGCGCUACCCGCACCCCAAACCAACAAAGUCUUCUCACCAGAGCAGCUUGAUAGCUACCACACUCGGCGGUUACGACGAAUACACAUUAAGGACAUGGAUCCAAGCAUGCUGAUAGGGUUUCUGAUUCGAGAUCAAGAAGACUGGGAGGAUUGGAAGCAGCGCGUCCAGAAUUCGCCUGGCAAGCCCAUAAUUCACGUACUGGCAGACGAAAAGCAGACGGACCAAAGCCAUGAGAGACUUGAGGCUCUGGACGAGGUGGAAGCGCUGGAUGACUCCGACAGUGCAGAGUAA